GCUGCCUGGCUGGAUGUUGGUCAUAUGAUGCGCGUUUUUUUCACCGUGUCUGCAGAAAUCGAGGAAGAGUCGCUUUUAUUUUCACUGUCACUAAAAAGGAAGGUGCUUUUAUAAAAAGGCAAGCGUAGAAGAAGGCCUUUCUUCACCUGGGAAAAAAGGGUACAAUGACUGAAGCGUCGCUGGAGCGGUACCGAGAGAGAAUCCGGACUGAACUGGACCGGGUCGUGGAUUUCUGGCUGAAGUAUUCCCAUGACCGGGAGCACGGGUGACAUGAUUCACUAUAUAACACGUGUCUGUAGCUGCAUUUCCUUUUUAUAUGCCUAAUUCUUAAAAUAUCUAGAUGCAAAAAUAUUUAAGCCUGAUUUAACAAACAUAAAUGCAGCGGUGAAACUGCGCUCAACACUGAACCCUGAGGGACACCAGUCAUUCAGACAGCAUACAUAAAUAUUCUGAAAUGAGAGUGUCAUAUAUACAUACUUUGCUGAGGUAUAAGUAUUGAAGUUAAUGUGAAAUUGAACUGAUUUAACAAUGCCCUGUUGAAUGUUUGUUUCAUUUUGACUUUAGUGGGUUUUUUAACUGCCUUGGAAAAGAUGGGAAGGUCUAUGAUGAGCUGAAGUAUGUGUGGUUACAAGGGAGACAGAUAUCUGCUAGGUCUGGAUGUACAGCAGGUUGUAUCGUACAACGGAAAGAUUUCACAGACCUGAGAUUCUUGAGGCUGCUAAAUCAGGCGCAGCGUUUCUGCAGAAGUUCGCUCGAGUUCAGGCCUCCAGCGGGCCGGGGAAAUGUGCCUUCUGCUUGACGAGAGAUGGGCGAGCGGUGAAGGUUCAAAGGACGAUAUUCAGCGAGUGUUUCUAUGUGAUGGCCAUGGAUGAGCUGUCAAGGGUUACACAAGACAAAGAGAUGCAGGCAGAUGCCGAGGGCAUGAUGGACCAGCUGAUAUUCUGGGUUCAGACCGAUUCGUCAGAUCUUGGUCGUCCUCAACUUCCUGGUGAUCUGCCAGUCAACAGCAUGGCAGUUCCCAUGAUGCUCCUGUGCCUCGUGGAUCAGCUGACAGAGGGCAGAACCGAUGUUGCAAAAAAAUACAAAGACCUGAGCGGAUGGUGUGUGGAACGGAUAUUGCAGCAUAUACAGAGAGAGGGAAAAGCCAUUUUGGAAAACGUCACAUUGAAUGGAAAGGAACUUCCUGGCUGUCAAGGGCGGUUGCAGAACCCUGGUCACGCUCUGGAGGCUGGCUGGUUCCUGCUGCAGUACGCGCUGAAGGAAGGAGACGUGCAGCUGCAGAAGACAGCAGUGGAUAAGUUCAUGGAGAUCCCCUUCCACACCGGAUGGGACGAGCAGCAUGGCGGCCUCUUCUACUUCCUGGAUGCAGAUGGUCAUUGUCCGACUCAGUUAGAGUGGAAUAUGAAGUUGUGGUGGCCUCACUGUGAAGCUCUGAUUGCUUACCUGAUGGCCUACAGUCACAGCAGAAAGCCUGUGCUACUGGAGCGCUUCAAGCUGAUCUAUGACUACACCUUCACACACUUUUCUGAUGAAGAACACGGCGAGUGGUUUGGAUAUCUGAGUCGUCAGGGAGAGGUUGUGCUGGAUUUCAAAGGAGGACCCUUCAAAGGGUUCUUUCAUGUUCCUCGCUGUCUCUACAUGUGUGAGAAGCUUCUGGACGCUCUUCUUGAAAGGCAGAAUUCUUGAACUGACCAGUUUGCAGAAAAAUGCUAUUGUAAAAUUAAUCGGUCUAAUAAGGUCUUACAGUAUGGGUUAAAAUGAUCAAUUUAAGCCAUUCACACAUUUUAAAUGAAAAAGGGACCAGUUUUAAUUUUUUAGCCAUGCUUAAAUACUGUCUUUGCUAGUCCAAUUUCUUUAUAUGAAAAGUUGAUUCAGCUGUGAGUUUAUAAACUCUGAUCACUCUGCUCUUAUGAGUGCCUUUUUUUUGCAUAUGCUGCAGUAUAAAACAUGCCAAAUGUGCUGACUAAAUGUUGAUGUCUAUUUAAAGUCA
Puntigrus tetrazona (Sumatra barb) is the source of this 1990-nucleotide messenger RNA. Its product is annotated as renin binding protein. The transcript has 10 exons. The record is from RefSeq and is a predicted model, not a curated record. Gene Ontology annotation, biological process: carbohydrate metabolic process; N-acetylglucosamine metabolic process; N-acetylmannosamine metabolic process. Bases 658 to 1686 code for a protein of 342 amino acids. Gene Ontology annotation, molecular function: N-acylglucosamine 2-epimerase activity; peptidase inhibitor activity. NCBI's taxonomy places the organism in Eukaryota, Metazoa, Chordata, Actinopteri, Cypriniformes, Cyprinidae.